Capsicum annuum is the source of this 434-nucleotide messenger RNA. Its product is annotated as receptor-like protein 56. Lineage: Eukaryota; Viridiplantae; Streptophyta; Magnoliopsida; Solanales; Solanaceae. The record is from RefSeq and is a predicted model, not a curated record. The annotation marks the transcript as partial. Gene Ontology annotation, molecular function: protein binding. The transcript has a single exon.
AUGACAGGUAAUGAUCUCUCAAGUAACAGAUUAGCAGGUGAUAUUCCCAUUGAACUAGGGAACUUGAGCAAAAUACAUGCCUUGAACUUAUCGCACAACCAUUUUGUCAGAAGAAUCCCAGGUACCUUCUCCAAUUUACAUGAUAUCGAGAGUUUAGACCUAUCAUACAACAGCUUGAAUGGGAGAAUUCCUGUUGGCCUGCUUGAGCUAUAUAGUUUAGCAAUCUUUAGCGUAGCAUACAAUAACCUAUCCGGUGCAGUACCACCAUCUAAAGCUCAAUUCUCAACUUUCGACAAAAGAAGCUAUGAGGGGAAUCCUUUGCUUUGUGCUUAUCCAUUAGACAACGAGUGUAGCAGUACUAAAUCGUCAGAUACAUCUAAUGAUGGAAGUGGUGAUUCAACAGGAUUUGUGGAUACGGAGAGUUUCUACAUAAG